Molecule: messenger RNA, 537 nt
Organism: Orycteropus afer afer
Lineage: Eukaryota; Metazoa; Chordata; Mammalia; Tubulidentata; Orycteropodidae
Gene: DNLZ
Product: DNL-type zinc finger
Exons: 3
Coding region: 1-537 (178 amino acids)
Biological process (GO): protein stabilization; protein folding; protein import into mitochondrial matrix
Cellular component (GO): mitochondrion
Molecular function (GO): zinc ion binding; protein-folding chaperone binding
Source: RefSeq, a predicted model, not a curated record
AUGCUGCGGGUAGUGCUGGGCCGUGCGCCGGUGUUGCUGAGCCGCGCGCGGCCCCGGGACCCCAGUCUGAGGCAGCUGUGGGCGCGCGGGUCCCUUCUGGAGGCCACAGGGAAGGGGCGGGCCUGGGCCUGGCGCUGGCGGCGCUUGAGUUCCGAGCCUGGGCUAGGGUCUGGGGCCGCGCUAGGGCGCGUGGAGUCGGCGCACUACCAGCUGGUCUACACCUGUAAGGUCUGUGGGACCCGCUCCUCCAAGAGCAUCUCCAAGGUGGCCUACCACCAGGGUGUGGUCAUUGUGACCUGCCCUGGCUGCCGGAACCACCACAUCAUUGCCGACAACUUGGGCUGGUUCUCAGACCUGGACGGGAAGAGGAACAUUGAGGAAAUCCUGGCAGCCCGAGGGGAGCUGGUGCGCCGGGUGGCCAGUGAUGGUGCCCUGGAAGGGGUCUUGGAGGCUGUGGUGGCAGCCCCGUCCGCUGCUGCCCCAGGAGAGGGUGAGGACAAGGACUCCACGCACCCUGGCAAGUCAGAGCCAAGCUGA